Messenger RNA from Sphenostylis stenocarpa, 2502 nucleotides. Lineage: Eukaryota; Viridiplantae; Streptophyta; Magnoliopsida; Fabales; Fabaceae. The record is from the annotation of a GenBank genome assembly.
AUGAAACCUAUCGCUUACAGUGCUUCGGGAUAUGCCUUGGCUGUUUUGUGUUGUUUUCUCAUCCUCACACAAGCUUCACAAACAGACCCUUCAGAAGUAAAUGCACUCAUUUGCAUCAAAAAAAGUUUGAUUGAUCCUAAGAACAAUCUGAGAAACUGGAAUUCGGGUGACCCGUGUUUGGCAAACUGGACUGGAGUUUCUUGUUCUGUUAGGGAGGAGGCUGGUUACUUCCAUCUAUUUAAUGACUAUGAAUCUCUCGGGAAGUUUAGCAACCCAGAUUGGUCUUUCAUGUGGAACAAUUUGACUGGCACAAUACCGAAGGAAAUAGGAAAUAUCUUGUCAUUGGAACUCUUGCUCCUAAGUGGGAAUAAGUUAUCUGGUAGUUUACCAGAUGAGCUAGGCAACCUUUCUAAUUUGGAUAGACUGCAAGUUGAUGAAAACCAAUUGUCAGGUCAGAUUCCAGAGUCAUUUGCCAAUAUGGUCAAAGUUAAACAUCUCCACAUGAAUAACAACACCUUCUUUGGUCAACUUCCAUCCAAACUUUCAAAGCUGUCUAAUCUUGUGCAUUUGCUUGUGGACAACAAUAACUUAUCUGGUUACCUUCCAUCAGAUUUCUCUGUGUUACAACGGUUAAGGAUACUCAUGCAAUUCUGCAAUUCAUUGGCUUCUUACUUCAAAAGCCAACUUGAUAACAAUAAUUUCAGUGGGACUGAAAUUCCUUCUAGCUAUGAAAACUUCUCCGGUCUAGUGAAACUAGACCUUAGCUGGAAUCAGUUUACUGGAACUAUACCAUCAAAGAAGCUUGCAAACAAUAUGACCACUAUCUCACUUGAGAACAAUUUGCUGGAUGGAUCAAUCCCUGCUAGCAUAUGGCAGGACAUGGCCUUCAAUACUAAAGAUAAACUUAAAAUUAAUCUCCAAAACAAUUCGCUAUCGAACAUUUUGGGAAAUCUAAACCCCCCGGCAAAUGUUACCUUGAGGCUUUCUGGCAAUCCAAUCUGUGAGAAUUCUAACAUAGAAGGUAUUGAUCUAUAUUGUGGACCCGGUGGAGAUAACAAUGAAGAUGAAGUAGUCCAAAACCCUCAAAAUCCAACAACUGUCUGUCCACUACAAGAUUGCCAAUUAUCAAUAUAUGCUUAUGAAGAUAGAAACCGUAUCACCAUGUAUUUAAAACUAUUCCCUCCGUAUGAUUCCCACUUAAGUACAUUCAAUGAGAGUGAGGUCUAUCGCAUUAAAACCAUAUUUACUUCAUGGCGAUUUCCUCCCAAUCAUUUCUUUGGACCAUAUGAACUCCUGAACUUCACUCUUGUUGGACCUUAUGCAGCUACUAUAGAUUCAAAGAGGGGUCAAUCUAACACAGUCAUAUUGGUUGCUGCUUUAACAUCAGCUGUUGCUAGUAUUUUAGCAACAUCUGCUAUAAUCAUGUUCCUGCUUUUUACAAGACAGAGAAAAUAUCAGCAGAUGAUUUCAAGGAAACUUAAGGAAUUGGCUCUUGCUACGAACAAUUUUAGCAGCUCAACUAUAGUUGGCCACGGAGGUUAUGGGAACGUCUAUAAAGGCAUUUUAUCUGGUGAAACACUUGUGGCCAUUAAACGAGCAGCAGAAGGUUCCUUACAAGGCCAAAAGGAGUUUUUGACUGAGAUUGAACUUUUAUCAAGGUUACACCAUCGGAAUCUUGUCUCACUGAUUGGAUACUGUAAUGAAGAAGAGGAGCAGAUGCUGGUUUAUGAAUUCAUGCCCAAUGGCACCCUAAGGGACUGGAUUUCUGGUAAAGGUGAAACAGCCAAGGAAAGACAAAAUUUUGGUAUGGGCUUGAAAAUUGCUUUGGGUGCAGCCAAAGGCAUACUAUAUCUUCAUACAGAGGCUAACCCUCCUAUAUUCCACCGAGAUAUUAAAGCCAGCAACAUACUUCUGGACUCCAAAUUUACAGCUAAAGUGGCUGAUUUUGGACUGUCACUGCUUGCAUCAGAAGAAUCUAGCACUAAAUACAUGUCAACAGUUGUGAAGGGAACGCCAGGUUACCUUGAUCCAGAAUAUGUGUUGACUCAUAAGUUUACUGACAAAAGUGAUAUCUAUAGCCUAGGAAUUGUGUUUCUGGAGCUUUUGACAGGCAGGCAACCAAUCUUACGUGGGAAACACAUUGUUAACGAGGUUAAUGUGGCUUGUCGAUCUGGCAUGAUAUAUUCUGUUAUAGAGAGCAGAAUGGGGUUAUAUCCAUCAGAUUGCUUGGACAAGUUUUUGACUCUGGCCCUCAAAUGCUGCCAAGAAAAUCCAGAGGAGAGGCCAUCAGCGCUAGAUGUGGUGAGGGAAUUAGAAGAUAUUGCUGCAAUGCUAUCAGAAACUGAAGCUGGUUUCCCAGAUAUUACCUUAGAUAACUCAGGUGAAAUGGCACCAUCAUCAUCUUUAGGAUCUAAUGCAGCAAGGGAGGAUCAACACAAGUUCACGUAUGUGGCAGGAAGUAAUCUUGUCAGUGGUGUCGUUCCCACCAUUGUUCCUCGCUAA